AGCAUUACAAACGGGGCUUUAAUUUGACAGGCGCAGGCGUCGUUGAGCAAACUAGUGCGGACCAGGGUCUUUGGUUUUAAAAGGCUAUAGACGCUAAUGUAGCAACUGCAGCUGUCCAUGGCAUAAUUGGACGUGUAUAUGCAGGCGUCCAAGCAGCGCAAGCGUCCAAGCAAGUUUUGUGACCCAAAGCGGCUGUCCGGGCGGCUAGAGCGGCGUCUCGCAUUCCCUGGAGCUGCUUAUCAUCCGUUUGGAACUGGGCAACAGAGACAGUGGCACUUGGCGAGCCCAUUUCUGGCGCGUGCGGCCCCAAAACCCGGCAGCACGCUGACCCCACGACGCUUGGCGGGUUACGGUCGUGCCAGCUUUCCGCGGGGCCUCGGUGUUUACUUGAGUUUUCAUAAGCACUCAAGUCGCUUACAGCACCUCUGUACGGACGCGUACGGGUCCUCUUGACUGGGGAAGGUGAAGCGCGCUUUUCACAGCAGCCAUAACAACCAUGCUCGCCAGUGCGCCUGGGGCGCCCCAGCUCCCAUCGAUGCCACCAACGGCAGGCUCUAUGGCUGCAGCAGCAGCAGCAGCAGCAGCAGCCGCUGCGGCCGCAGCCGCAGCCUCAGCCGGCGGCCAGCCGCAAGUACAGCCUGUGCCUUCGCCCCCACCUGCACCGUCGCCGCCAGUGCACGGCGACCCGGCUGCGGCCGCUGCUGCAGCGGCGGCGGCUGCCGCAGCCGCAGUGGCCGCCUAUGGCAUGCCGCAAGGCGCCGCGCCGCCGCCCGGCAUGUUCCCUGGGCUACCUCUCGGAAUCUCCCUGCCGGGUUUCCCGCCGCAGCCACCUCCGGUGCAGCCGCCGCUGCCAACGGCAGGUUCAGUCUCUGCCCAAAGCCCAGCCACCGGAUCGUCAGCCGCUGCACCGCAGAUGGCGGCUGCCGCGGCUCCAGGAGGCCCAGUGCCAAUGCAGGGAGUGGUGGCCAACGGAACCGUUCCACAGCAGCAACAACAACAGGCCGCGGCGAUGGCUGCCGUAGCGGCGGCAGCCGCGGCCGCGGCAGCUGCCGCCAGUGCACCUGGUGCCAUGCCGCCGUCGGUCGCGCCGUCGGCGGCCGCACCACCGUUUCCGGCUGCUCCGGCUGCAGGUAGCGCCGGAACCAGCGCGCCUUCUGGUGGGACUGCGGGCAGUGGCCGCAAGGUGUCCACGUCAGACAUCCAGCUGGUGCAGAACCUGAUCGAGCGAUGCAUGCAGAUGUACAUGCCCCUCAAAGAGGUGGUGUCCACGCUGCAGACGCAGGCCAAGAUUGAGCCGGGCUUCACUCAACUGGUGUGGCAGAAACUAGAGGAGCAGAACGCAGAGUUCUUCAAGGCCUACCACGUCCGCCUCAAAAUCAAGGACCAAAUCGUCAUGUUCAACUACCUGCUGGAGCAGCAGGUGAACAUGGUGCAGAAGCUGCACAUGAGCUGGAUGCAGAUGAUGCCGCCCGGCAUGGCCGCCGCGGCUGCAGCAGCCGCAGCCGCGGCGGCCGCAGCGCGCCCGCCCGCCGCCGGCGCCAACCCCGCGAGCGCGCCCGGUGCAGCACCGCCGACUCAGGCGCCCCUCGCUGCGCCAACACCAGCCCCGACGCCGGUGCCCACGCCGGCAGCGCCGACGCACUUGAUGGGCGUGAUGCCUACGUCGCUGCCUGGGAUGCCGCCGGGCAUGGGGGCGGCGCCGGGCGUGGCCUUCAACCCCUUCCUUGCAGCCAUGAGCGCCAACCCCGCCGCCAUGGCGGCGGCCGCUGCCGCUGCCAUGCAGCAGCAGCAGCAGCAACAACAACAACAUCAACAUCAACAACAGCAGCAGCAGCAACAGCAGCAACAGCAGCAGCAGCAGCCGGGCAUGUCGGCGAUGGCAGCGGCGGCCGCCGCCGGACAGGCCGCUAGCAUGGCAGCCGCCAGCCAGGCGGCAGCGGCGGCCGCUGCCAGUGCCGCUGCUGGCAGCGCACCGGGCAUGGCGCCGCCGGCGGGGCCGCAGUCCCAGGCGGCGCCGCCUUCGAUGACACCAUUCGGAGCUCCUCACGUGCAGAUGCCGGGGGCGCCGGGCAUGCCGCCGGGCAUGCCGCCUGGAGCGUUUGGCGCGCUGGCGGGCAUGCCGCCUGGCUUCCCGCAGCCACCGGGUGCACCCAUGCAGAUGCAGGGCUUCCCGCCGGGCACGACGCCCGGAGCCACACCCCAGCAGCAAGCGCUGGAGCUGCAGCAGGCAGCGGUGGCGGCACAGGCCGCGGCGCAGGCGGCGGCGGUGCAAGUUGCGCAGGCCCAGGCGCAGCAGCAGGCGGCGCAGGCCCAGGUGGCGCAUGCACAGGCAGCGGCCGCCGCUGCGGCGGCGGCCGCAGCGGCGGCACAGGCGGCGGCACAGGCGAACGCCGCUGGAAACGCUGCCGGAAGCGCCACCACUGGCGGGACGCCGGGGAGCGGUGGGGCCGGGGCGUUCCCAGUGACUUCUGACUUGAUGGCUCUGUCGGACUCGGCGCUGGACGGGUCUGGCAUGGGCGACCUGCACAUGCUGGCGGGCUCGGACCAGGACCUCAUUAACAGCCUGGGCCUGGGCGCGCCCGGUGAUGUGACGGCCAGCGGCGCCGGUACCGGAGGCGGCGGCGGCGCCUUUAACCUGCACCUUAACCUCAGCUCCCUCGACGGCGCUGCCAGCGGCAACAGCGACGUCGCCGCCGCGGCCGCCGCAGGCGCAGCAGCUGGCGCUGCCGCUGCCGGAGCCGCGCCGGGGGUCGCCACUUCAACGGCCGGCGGCGCCACGGACUUCUCCGACCUUGCCAAUCACUUCUCGUUCUCGGACCUUGGCACGAUGGGCAUGGGCGUGGGCUAUGGCGACCCGUUGGGGGCGAGUGGAGGUGCUGGUGCGGGGACGAGGACGGGGGCCACGGCGGGCGCAGGCAGCGAUGCCGCAGCGGCUGCGGCUGCGGCAGCGGCUGCCGCAGCAGACCCAACCGGCGGCCUGGGUGGCGCUCUGGCAGACUUUGAUUUGGACAAGCACGAGGCGGACAUGCGGGACUUUGAGUUGGACUUUCCGUAAUGUGACUCCUUGAAGGUAGCCUGGGCUUAUCGAGUCAUACCGCGGGAUUUCAGUUACAGCUGGUAACCGACUCCGCGUUGCUGGUAGUUGCGGCAUUGCCUGCCUGGCGUCUUGCAUGCCUGGCACAUGGCCAUACACCACAAUUUGCGGCUGUAAGCUGCAUUUACAGCACGAUGAGUGUCAAUCACGGCGCCGCUACCCAGGAAGCCGUACCACUGCGUCAUGCAAAAGGGGGACUGGUUGACGGUGUAGAUGGCGUUGUUGAGACCGUUGGUGAUCCAUGCGCUGUUGCUUAUGACGCUGCGCGCCUGCAUGGCUUGAAUGUUGCGGUCAUAGUCAGCUAGGAUGCGGAACAGCUGGUUUUAAUCGGGGAUGGUUUGCACCCUUUCGGUGCCAAUCCACACCUCUAGCGUCUCGACAAGUGUUUCAACAUCGCGUGGCAGCGACUGGUUGUUGGCGGUGCCGUGCAUGGUUGCCAGGAACCACAGGCGCAGCGUGGACAGGUCCCACACGCCGUGGGGAAGCGUGAAGCGUAGGAUGUCCCCGGCCACGGCUGUGUUCCGGUCCAGGGGGUCAACCCGUGUAAUGAUCUUCAUGC
This is a messenger RNA of Chlamydomonas reinhardtii, 3653 nucleotides long. RefSeq lists its product as uncharacterized. The transcript is spliced from 5 exons. Bases 497 to 3055 code for a protein of 852 amino acids. Lineage: Eukaryota; Viridiplantae; Chlorophyta; Chlorophyceae; Chlamydomonadales; Chlamydomonadaceae. The record is from RefSeq and is a predicted model, not a curated record.